AUGAAGGGCGACACCUGGGACCCCUGGAAGACGUGGAACGACAGCUCAGUAUCCUGGGAUCGAACGUGGAGUCAGAUGUCCAACUGGGGUGCUUGGAGGUGGCCAAGCGAGGACGACGACUCGGGGGGUUCGGCAGGCAAGUACGAGUUGAAAGGCAAGGGGUGCUCAGGCGGCUCCGAGACGGACUCAGAGAAGUCAGUGCAGUCGAGAGGGUUCGGCACACCAGAGCAGGUGAAGAAGAUGAUGUCAGAGGUGCACGGAAGACUCGAGUCGGGCGGGGAGUACGAGCAACACGACCAGCGACGUGGAGGCCGAAAAGGAAAAGACCCACCUUGCCCGACCUGGGAUGGAAAGGACCUCAGCGAGCGGCCAGAGGAGAGGCUGGCCAUAGACAGAUGGAGCAGAUUGACGGCAGUGUCGCCUGAGGAGCAGGGCGAGACCCUGCUACUGCACUUGACCAAGGAGGCGGCGACUGCGACACGGCACCUACGACCAAGUUCGGUACAGUACGCAGGCGGUCUACAAGCAAUCAUUUUGGCACUGGACACGCUGGCGUUCCCAGAGGCAGACGCGGAGACCUUCCAGCAGCUGGAAAGGACUCUCUUCGCGGCUCCUAGGGCGAGAGAAGAGACGCUGAUGAAGUUCACCAAUCGAGUACGAGCAGAACAGAAAGAGUUAGAACGGCUACUCCCCAACGCACUGAACGACACGGUCAUGGGUUUCUUGUUAUUGAGAGGGGCGGGUCUGGCCAAGCGGAACGGAACCAGGUUCUCAUCCAGACGGGCUACGACUACAACGUCAACAAGCUGGUCGAUUCUGAAGCGGAUGACGGACGACAGCACGGUCACCGAGAAGAGUACACCGACAAAAGGGGCAGACGUGUCGGGAAUUGACGAGGAUGAGCCCCUGAUGUCCGAGGAUGGUGAAGCCGAGAGUGCUGUGUACGACGCGAUGGCCAACCUGCUCGGGAUCGACGACGAUGGAACACCCGACGGACAAGAACCAACUGACGAUGGAGAACGGAUCCUCACGGAGGUCGAGGCGCUCGACUGCCUCGCGGCCAUCGUACCACCACCGACGAAGCCGCGGACGUGGGGCGAAGCUCGGAGGAUCGUGGCGGACAAGAAGACCAAUCGGGGGUUUCGCAACCUGCAGGACGGCAAGAAGCUCAACGACAAGAUAGAGGACGUCAAGAAGCGCACGAAGUGCGGCAUAUGUAAGAAGGUUGGACACUGGCAUCGAGAGUGCCUCGACAAUCCGAAUAAUAAGAACAAGCCGACGGGAGGUUUCAUUGCGAUGACGGUGCUGCAGGACGACGAGAUCUGCAGCUACAUAGCGACAGAGGCGAAGAUGGCGUCACGGUCGAACCUAGUAGAGCACAUCAACCUGGCGAUCGACAUCAAAACGUCGGGCAAGCCAGGCUGGGGGGCACUCGACACGGCCUGUGGUUUCAACAUGAUGGGGCUGGACACCUACGCGAAGUGGGAGGCACACUACAAGAAGGAGCACGGCAUCACGCGGCAGACGAUCCCGUACCAUAAGAAGUACAGGUUCGGCAAUGACCAGAUCUGCACGGCGACGGACGGGGUGAUCAUCCCGAUCAUGCUGGGCGACUUUGUAGGCAUCGUUUUUGUGUGCUUGGUGCAGGGAGCGGCUCCACUUUUGUUGUCUAAGACAUUUGUCGUGGAGCUGAAGGCGUCCCUCCAUGCAUUUCAGUCGGAGCUGGAUCUGCCUGAGCAGAGCCUGCGACUCCCCUUGGCACACGCUGGAGGGGAACACGUUUUGCUGCAGCUGGAUAACUUCACGAGACCGUGGAGUAAGCCUGAAGGCUGGACACUGUGCACAAAGGAGGUUUCUAUGGAUUUCAGUUCUAGGACCGAGUAUAAGCAUCCCUCCACCUUCCUCAUCUCCGAGGUUCAAGUUAACAAGCAGAGCAUCGACACUAACAAGCACUGGAACAGCACCAACAGCAAGCACGUGAACAACAUAAACGACGUGAGCAGCAUCAACAGCAGGUCCGAGAACAGCAUAAAUGACGAGACCUGCAUCAACACCAAACACCUGAACAACAUAAAUGACAACAUCCACUCGUCCUCUUUCAUGCAGCAGAAGGUGUCGCCGCUGAGGGAGCGGCAGUCGGACGCCAACAAGAGCCAGGCCAAGACGACGGCGCCGAAGUUCAAGUGGCCCUGGCACGAGGUCAGCUCGGAGAGCCGACCGCCCACAGGAGUGAUGAUGUGUCGCUACUACGGUGUGGAGAACCAAGGACCUCGGACCCCAGCUGUGGGCACGAGGGCCAGAGAUCACGACCCCAAGAAGGAGCAUUCCUGCCUUCACGAGUUCACUCACCACGGCGGGAAUGCGAGAGCGUUCUGGAGCCAGUGCAGCGGAUGCAGGCUACACGUGGAGUUCUACCCCAAGGGAGCUCCCAACAUGAAGGAGAUCUGCGAGCAGCUCGAGGAGUACAAGAUGCUGGAGGCGGAGAUCAAGGAGCCGGAGGAGCAGAUCGAGGGUCUGACGGAGACGGCCGAGCAGGAGGAGUGGGAGACGCUGGACGAGGAAGUGCAGGACCAGUCACCUCGGAGCAAGGCUCUGAUCGCCUUGAAGGAGCUGCUGCAGGACGAGAACGCCAACGCAAUGACCAGCCAGCUGGUGGAGAACCUGCGCGGCCACCUCGGGGCGGACAUCAGCGACCAGAGCGGGCAGAAAGAGGCGUGGGACAUGAUCAAGAGUGCGAGUCCCCUACUCGUGAUCAUCAAGCCGCCCAAGGACAUCUACAACAACAAGCUCAAGGAGAAGAUCGGCAGGGACGUGACGACCUUCAUGUCGGACAUGGCGAUCCAGCAGGCAUCAGAGUACGGGAAGAUGCUGAGUCAGGAGUUCGUGCAGGGCUCUCUGCAGAACAAGCUGGGGGGCGUGCCGAUACCCCUGCAGGAGCUUACUGGAGCUCUGGUACGAGCUAUCGUGAAGGCCAAGAUGAGCGAGCUGGCGACCGUCGAGCUGGCCAAACCGUCCAACGCUCCCACGACCUACCAGUUCAACGACGUCAUCGGCAUGGACAUCUUCUUCGUUCUAGGUCCCGAGAACACCACCAAGGUGCCGAUGCUCAACAUCGUGUGUCACGGGACGGGGCACCAAGUCGUGGUACCGCUACCGAGCAGACAAGGUCAGCAAAUCAGACGACAUUAUCGUGCUUUCUGGAAGCGGAUGUACGGCAUUCCCAGGAUCAUCGUGACAGACGGCGAGAAAGGUUUUUCAACAGGCGAGUUUCCAGACGCAGCUGAAGGAGACGGCACCGAGGUGAAGGUGACGAGCGCUACCUCGCCAUGGCAGGCAGGCAAGACUGAGAGGGCUGGGGGGACCUGGAAGGAGACCUUCUACCGCACAAGGCAGAAGUUCAACACCAAGAACUCCAUGAACGGAGACACCGAGCUUGCCAGGAGCAUUGACAUGCGCAAGGCAGCCAUGGCAGCGUACAUCGAGGCGGGGGAGACAUCCGCCUGGGAGCAGAUCGACCACACGAUGAAGGAGGAGGUGAGCACCGAGAACCGCGGAAGGCGCAAGUACGAGGACCUGACCAAGCAGCCCUCACCAGCUGAGGAGGACCAGGGCGACGUACCUCAGACAGCACCUCCAGAGCCAGCAGGGGAUGAUCAACCAGCGGCCUCCCUGGAGCCACCGACGGUGGAGAUCGAGCACUCCUCCGAUGUGAAGUCAGAUCCCAUCCCCAUGGAAACGCAGUACUACGAUCACCUCGACGAUGUACCGAUCACCAUCAAGCAGGCUCUAGUUAACCCUGACGCGGCGAUACCGGUGGCACAACGUAUCGCGACCAUCGAGGAGAAGAUUCAGAAGGAACAGCAGGAGGUCACGGAGAAGUCUCUUGUGAACACCUACAAGUACCAGCCGUACAUCUCAGCCAAGCGCAGGGAGUGGGGCAACAUACAGAAGGCGGGUGCAGUACGGGUUCUCCCUCCCGAAGAGGCAGAACGAGUUCGACAGGAUCCUGCAUUGACCACUCGGAUCAUGGGCUCCAGGUGGGUCCUUACGGACAAGGACGGCGACCCCAACGAGACCGACGCGAGCAAGAAGCCCUUGCUCUUCAUGAGUGGCAACGACAGGAGGAUGGCCAAGGCGCGAUGCACCGUCCAGGGACACACCGACCCUGACCUGCUGGAGCUGGAGACCUACAGCCCAGUCGUGGGUAAGGAUUCGGUUUUCCUCAUCCUGCAGAUCUUGUGCACCAAUAAGUGGACGCUGCAGCUUGCGGACAUCACGUCGGCCUUCACAGCAGGAGACCCACUGGACAGGCAGUAUAUGGACUCGAAGACGCUCCCGUACAAUGGCUGGCAUCUUUCACAAGUUAUGCCAACAAAAAUCGGUUUUCAGUGCUCCAUCUUUGACGGCUGCGUCUUCUACCUCAGGGACGUAGAGGGCUUGCACGGCGUCAUGGGCCUUACGGUGGACGACAUCGUGGGCGGUGGCGACCAGAAGUUCGAUGAGAAGGGGAAGUACACAGGCAAGGAGCUCGACCAGAACGACGACAACACGGAGAUCACCAUCUCUCAACGCCAGAGCUCCGUCAAUAUUCAACUUAACGACAUCGCCACAGAGAGGCGUAAGACGCCUCAGUCACCAGUGACGCCAACAGAGCUGCAUCAGGCACGGAGCCUGUGCGGCUCCAUCUCAUUCCUGGCGCGGGAGAGUCGUCCCGACCUCUCGGGUCCUGUCUCUCUCUUGCAGGGAACAAUGCCGAAUCUCACCGUGGACGACUUGCUGGAAGCAAAUCGUAUCGGCCGCAUGACCAAGGAGUUUUGCGACGUAGCACUCAGGGUACGACGCAUCCCUUUUCACGAGCUGGCCUUCGCUGCCUUCGAUGACGCGGCCUGGGCCAAUGCACGGGAUGGAGCCUCACAAGCAGGAUACAUCGUGUUCGCUACGCAGCGUAAGAUCUUGAAGGGCGAAGCGGCCACCAUCUCCAUCCAAUCCUGGAAGAGUCACACAUUGAAGAGGAAAUGUGCUCACCAGUUUGGUGCGGAGACGCUGGCCAUAUCGGAGGGCAUGGCUAUGGCGGAGUUCAUCAGGACCAUGCUGCUGGAGAUCGUCGACUCCGAGUUCGAUCUGAUGCGUCCCUACCUACUCGCUGGUCGUUUUCCCGUCAUUAGUGUGACCGACUCCAGAGGCGGUUACGAUCACGUUACCAAUCCGAAGGCGGGACUGGCGGAGGACAAGAGGGCAGCAAUCGACGUGGCCAUCGUGCGCUCAGCGAUGCAGCGACCUCAAGUUCAUAUACGAUGGAUCGAAGGUACAAGUCAGCUGACCGACCCGCUCACCAAGCGCAAGGGCGAGAGUACGCUACUUCGACAUGCCUUGGAGUUGGGCGAGUACGGCAUCACGGCGGACAGCAUCGUGCUACGUCGACGGGAACAAGAGCGACAGAUGAGGAAGAAGAAGGGCGACCCUACUUAUGCCUGCUCGUUGGAGUGUUGUUUUUCAGGAGUGGACCUGUACGAGAUGGACUGCACGGGUAGCCUCAAGCAAGACUACGAGGAUGACGACCUCAACUACGAGCCCGAGGCCUAUCGGUGGAUCCGAGAGGCCUAG
Messenger RNA from Prorocentrum cordatum, 5604 nucleotides. The record is from the annotation of a GenBank genome assembly. Lineage: Eukaryota; Dinophyceae; Prorocentrales; Prorocentraceae.